UUGAGACAGAACACAGUUUAAACCGAAACGCGUUCUGCUAGCAAUCUGUUUCAGGACAGCCUCUCCUGCCCCAACAAACCGCCCCGGAGGGGAAUGGGGGUCCCGUAGCCCGCUAGUCAAAAAGCUAGAUUUCCUAGAAGCGGAGAACUCGCCUUUCAGCAGGAUGGUUUCGUGGAUCAUUUCGAGGCUGGUUGUCCUUGCAUUUGGGACACUCUACCCAGCAUAUUCGUCCUAUAAAGCUGUGAAAACGAAGAAUGUGAAGGAAUAUGUAAAAUGGAUGAUGUACUGGAUAAUAUUUGCAUUGUUCACCACAGCAGAGACGGUCACAGACCUGGUCCUAUCAUGGUUUCCAUUUUACUUUGAGCUAAAGAUCGCCUUUGUCAUCUGGCUCCUUUCCCCGUACACUAAGGGCUCCAGUGUCCUCUACCGCAAGUUUGUCCACCCAACUCUGUCCAACAAGGAGAAAGAAAUAGAUGAAUAUAUUGCACAGGCAAAAGACAGGAGUUACGAGACCAUGAUGAGAUUUGGGAAGAGGGGUCUAAACCUGGCUGCUAAUGCUGCAGUCACUGCAGCCACCAAGGGGCAGGGUGUGCUGUCAGAUAAGCUGCGGAGUUUCAGCAUGCAGGACCUGACUCUCAUCAACGCUGACGAUGACCUGGUUCUGCACGCUUCAGACGUCCGGAUGAGGCGGGACCCCAUGGAUGACAUGAGCUCAGGCGCGACCACACUGCCUCGGACGAGGAGCACUGCUACAAGGCAGACCCGAUCUAUGGUGUCUCUUCCAGAUGACAUGUCAUCACAACAUAGCUCUGACCAGUCAGACACAAGGACUGAACACUCUGAUGAAGAUGUGGUUGAGAAGGCCCAGAAACGCAGUACUGUGGUCAAGGCAACCAAGAAACCUACUGCUAAGACAGAGACUCAAACCAAGACGGCAAAGAAACCUGCAAAGAAAAAAACGACAACCAGUAACGCAGAGACGCCACCAUGAGGCCAGCACACUGCAUUGACUGGAUUAAAGUCUCCACCUACAGCCUGCUGGACCU
This is a messenger RNA of Thalassophryne amazonica, 1046 nucleotides long. RefSeq names its product receptor accessory protein 2 (gene reep2). The coding region runs from base 164 to 991 and encodes 275 amino acids. The transcript is spliced from 8 exons. The record is from RefSeq and is a predicted model, not a curated record. Gene Ontology annotation, biological process: endoplasmic reticulum tubular network organization. Gene Ontology annotation, cellular component: endoplasmic reticulum membrane; cytoplasmic microtubule; endoplasmic reticulum tubular network. NCBI's taxonomy places the organism in Eukaryota, Metazoa, Chordata, Actinopteri, Batrachoidiformes, Batrachoididae. Gene Ontology annotation, molecular function: microtubule binding; taste receptor binding.